Meriones unguiculatus (Mongolian gerbil) is the source of this 2844-nucleotide messenger RNA. Its product is annotated as TLR adapter interacting with SLC15A4 on the lysosome-like. The coding region runs from base 190 to 1101 and encodes 303 amino acids. The record is from RefSeq and is a predicted model, not a curated record. NCBI's taxonomy places the organism in Eukaryota, Metazoa, Chordata, Mammalia, Rodentia, Muridae. The transcript is spliced from 2 exons. Gene Ontology annotation, biological process: regulation of toll-like receptor signaling pathway.
UCCUGGCGUAUGACUGGAAAGCAGAACCAAUUUAUGUGAUUAAAAUUGUCGUUCUUUUUAAAGAUGUAGGCAGAAGCUGAGACACAAACCAGACAGAAAGGACUUUUUCUGACUUUUGGCUGUUGGCAUCUCAGAAGACCAAAUCUUUGGGUAUCUUGAUAUCUGGAAAAAAAGAAUUUGUCUAAGAAUAUGCUUGGAGAAGCCUUCCUAACUGAAUUCCUUUACAAAGAACAGAAACAUGUAAACUUUUACAAACCAGUAAGAUGUAAGAAGACAUCAAAUGAUGCAAAGGGAAAUUGUGAGAAUAAGCUUUUAGAUAUGAAGGGCAAUUCACCUCCCCCUUUUAAGACUGGAAAUCAAGAGAAAGUUAUAGAAGGAAGUCUAACCAAACAAGAAAAUUAUACAACUCAAUUGAAAUCUGGGGAUGAACUACAUGCUGCAAAAUUCAAAAGUACAGCUCUUCCAGGAAAUGUAUCCAUUGCAUUGCCCAUUCCAAAGAGGGGACAUGAUGAAACACAACUGGAUUUAUAUCGAUCCUGGUCAUGUACAAGUAUUUGCCAGAAUUAUCCUGACCUACAGAUAGGAGGUGACCAUGUUAGAAACAUGUAUGACUCUGGCUGCUUUGUGGAACACACCCAUGAUGAUGUUUGCAAUGGUCCUCUUUUACUUUCGGUGGAUAUACCAUUGGGCCACUCUACUAAAAUUGAGCCUCCAGAGAAAACCUCUACCUCAAAAUUAUUAAAUGGUGAUGAAAUACGAGAAAAAAGCAUGCUAUUACAUAAGCAACCUCUCUCUAAUUCUAUGCUUAACAGUUACAUGGAAAAAAAGGUGGAAGAACUUUACAAACAGUUUUUGGAAGAAAGUCUUACCAGGUGCCUCUCCAUAACCAACCUCAUGGCUUCUAAUAUACUGAUGAAUAAUGUCAAUCAAAUUAGCCUUCAAAUCUCUCAAGAGCAGAACAUAGAGUCAUCCAAAGCCCGAGAAGCCCUCCUCCACUCUUUAGCACUAUGUAAUUUUCUAAAUGUUUCCCACAGAAACAGUUCUGAAUUAAGCACUCCUAACUUGCAAAUAUCCAGCCAGAUUAGUCGGAAACUUGUAUGACAUUUAUAGUAGGAAUCAAAUAAAGAUUGGGUACAUUGAGUAAGAGACUACAAUAAAAAUUAUGUUCUCUUGUUUUUCAUGUCUCAUUGAGUUUCCUCUGCUUUUGUGACUUUUUUGAGAAAUUAUUUUGGUACAUUUGAAUUCUUGUGGAAGAUAAGUAAGAUUUAUGACCAAUUAUGUUUUCUUUUUGUUUUGAUACCUCUGGUAUUUACUGUGUUCAAAUUGGUGUGCUCUGUAUGUAUAUAUUAUCACUAAGAUUUUUUUUUUUUACCACAAAAGUGGUAUGAGGAAGGAGUCUGUAAUUCUAAGCUACUGAAGCUGCCAAAGGAGCUGUAUCAGAAAUGUGUACAGGUAUAUAAUCAGUGUUUAAAUAACCUUAUUAUUUGUGAUACAAAAGACCAUUUACACUGACAAUCAGAAUAGCCUGAAGGAGUUUUUCCAUGUACAAAGACCAUUUUCAUAUGUAGGUUGUGAGAACCUAUAAAAAGAAAAAUAAGAUUUAGGGGAAAUUUGUAAGAGACAUAGAGAAAAAGAUUAAGAAAAAAUGAAGAAUUUAUUGGUUCCAUUUGAAUUAAACUUGAUAUUUUAAACUCUACUUGCACAAGGAUUAGCUCUUUCUGUCACUGUGCUAUGCCUGGUUGUUUUUAAUGCUUAGAGGAAGGAAGGUGCACAGGUUAUGUGACUGAAGUGUAUAGCGAACCACAAUACACUUCUGAGAUUCUCUUGGCAAUGUUUUACAAUAUUCAGAUUUUAUACAAUUAUGAUCUUGACUUAAAAGAAAAGCAAAUGUAUAAAGUUUUAAAGUUAAAUUACAUUAACAUGAUACAUCUUAUAAAAUGUUGUGUUUUAUUACCAAAAUAGAAACAAGACCUCAUGAUUCACAGCUCGCAUUUCUCCUAUGAAUAGUGAAAUGAUUGUUACAUACUAUUGCUUGUAAAAGAGUGCUGUGGACUUAUGUUGUAAAAUUAUUUUGAAUGUAUUAUAUAUUAGUAAGUAUUUUUGUAUCAAUAAUCUCCUCUGAAUAAGUACUUCUUUAUUAAAUUCUAUAGUAUGAAACAAUUCAAUGUCUUCAUAUUUUGUUAUUUUAAAUCACAUUUGCAUUUCUGUAGCUUCAACUUUUAUGAUAUAAUAGUAGCUAAAGAAAUGAUCUUGCUUAACUCUUCAUUACUCUUAUCCUUGUCAUCAUCUGUUAUAUUUUUCCAAUCAGUUUCAAUCACUCAGAUGUUUGAUUACAAAAAGACAAUGAACAAAAAUUUUGAAAAAACUGAAUUACUGUCAUGCGAAGACUGAAAAUAUUGUAUAUGUUGUCUAUUGUUUGAUUUUAACAUUUCAAUGCAGAUUAUUUGCAUGAAAAUGCAUUAUAUUAAAAUUUAUACUUUUCAAAUUGAAUAAGAUAUAUUUAGACAGCACUGUUGUCAACAAUUUUCUUAGGUAGAGUUAUAUGUAUUAAUAUUGCAUUUAUGCAGCAGAUGUAGGCAUAAUGUUGGGAUUAUAUAGUAGUAUAUAAAAUUAAGCUAGUAUCAAAUUUAAAAGUGCAUUUAUAACUUCUGAUUUUAAAAUUCUACUUUAUUGUGCUUAUUUUUCAGUUUCAUCAAAAUGUCCAUUAUAUGCUGAUGCUCAAAUGAUUAAAAUGACCUAAAAUUAAUGCAAUAAUUAAAUAAAGAAAAUGAUACAUGGUGUGCUGCUUUAUUGUGACCUCAUAUCUGCUUUCUUCAGUGUUUGAAUAAAAUAUUCAUAUAUGCA